ACGAGCACCAGCUGUGGUCUCUUGUCACCUGCUAUAAAAGCUCCUCGAGUCAGUCCUCUUAACAACUGUCACUGAAGUUAUGGCUGUUGUUUGGCUCGUGGUUGUUUUGGUGCAUGCCGUCUUGAUGGAUAAAGGCCUUUGUUUUACAGCUGGGGUUAAACAAGGUCCAUCCAAUGCUCUGGUUCAAAAAGGUGUUCCAGGACAAAUGGGACUUGAUGACGAUGUGAGCGACAAUGUGAAGAACGACUUCUUCGGCCACAACAUGAGCGGCAAGGGCCAACAGAACGACUCCUACAGCCACAAGAGCGGCAAGGGCCAAAAGAACGACUCCUUCAGCCACGACCAGCCGAGCCAUAACAUGAGCGGCAAGGGCCAAAAGAACGACGCCUUCAGCCACGACCAGCCGAGCCAAAACAUGAGCGGCAAGGGCCAAAAGAAUGACGCCUUCAGCCACGACCAGCCGAGCCACAACAUGAGCGGCAAGGGCCAACAGAACGACUACUUCAGCCACGACCAGCCGAGCCAGAACAUGAGCGGCAAGGGCCAACAGAACGACUCCUUCAACCACGACCAGCCGAGCCACAACAUGAGCGGCAAGGGCCAAAAGAACGACGCCUUCAGCCACGACCAGCCGAGCCACAACAUGAGCGGCAAGGGCCAAAAGAAUGACGCCUUCAGCCGCGACCAGCCGAGCCACAACAUGAGCGGCAAGGGCCAACAGAACGACUACUUCAGCCACGACCAGCCGAGCCACAACAUGAGCGGCAAGGGCCAAAAGAACGACGCCUUCAGCCACGACCAGCCGAGCCACAACAUGAGCGGCAAGGGCCAAAAGAACGACGCCUUCAGCCACGACCAGCCGAGCCACAACGUGAGCGGCAAGGGCCAAAAGAAUGACGCCUUCAGCCACGACCAGCCGAGCCACAACGUGAGCGGCAAGGGCCAAAAGAACGACGCCUUCAGCCACGACCAGCCGAGCCACAACAUGAGCGGCAAGGGCCAACAGAACGACGCCUUCAGCCACGACCAGCCGAGCCACAACAUGAGCGGCAAGGGCCAAAAGAACGACGCCUUCAGCCACGACCAGCCGAGCCACAACAUGAGGGGCAAGGGCCAAAAGAACGACGCCUUCAGCCACGACCAGCCGAGCCACAACGUGAGCGGCAAGGGCCAAAAGAACGACGCCUUCAGCCACGACCAGCCGAGCCACAACGUGAGCGGCAAGGGCCAAAAGAACGACGCCUUCAGCCACGACCAGCCGAGCCACAACGUGAGCGGCAAGGGCCAAAAGAACGACGCCUUCAGCCACGACCAGCCGAGCCACAACAUGAGCGGCAAGGGCCAAAAGAAAGACGCCUUCAGCCACGACCAGCCGAGCCACAACAUGAGCGGCAAGGGCCAACAGAACGACGCCUUCAGCCACGACCAGCCGAGCCACAACAUGAGCGGCAAGGGCCAACAGAACGAUGCCUUCAGCCACGACCAGAGUGAGCAUCUUCAAAUGUCUGAUGACAUGAGCAACAGCUACCAGAAUGACAGAAUGGAUGAUGGUGUGUUCACUGUGAAUGUUUGAAGUGUACAGUUGUCCUGAUGGUUGUAGCAUGAUUGAAGGCAUUGUUCUGUUUCAUCUAACAUCUGUCUGACAAUUAAAACAUUUUACCUUAAUACUA
This is a messenger RNA of Phyllopteryx taeniolatus (common seadragon), 1670 nucleotides long. Its product is annotated as hornerin-like. The coding region runs from base 80 to 1573 and encodes 497 amino acids. The transcript has 3 exons. The record is from RefSeq and is a predicted model, not a curated record. NCBI's taxonomy places the organism in Eukaryota, Metazoa, Chordata, Actinopteri, Syngnathiformes, Syngnathidae.